AUGCCCGAGAUCGAGUCCUUCCCUGCAGUGGAGCUGUCCGACCACAGCACGGGCGAGACGACCCUCAACUCGGCGGAGCGCUGCGCUUCGAUAGUAAUCAGCUUCACUCGGCGGUUGACGUCGAGUGACUUUACAGGAUUCUGGUAUUCAUGGUCUCGCAUCGGCUUCGCAACCGUCUCCAACUUUGCCCUUCUUCUCUUAGUCCAAGCGCCCAAUGCCGAGCGAGCAGCAAAGGGUAAACAGCUUGUUGACUCCUGGCUGCGUGUGCUCCGCUGCCAAAGCCAAAGCUUCCCCAUGAUGAAGCUUGGCUUGACGCGACUGGACGCCAUGCACUGGGUGGGACUUGGGCAGACAUUCGUUCUACCUCAGCAUGUGCAAGAGGUAAUUCAAUCAUCGGGGAACUGA
This is a messenger RNA of Aspergillus oryzae RIB40, 405 nucleotides long. RefSeq lists its product as uncharacterized. Lineage: Eukaryota; Fungi; Ascomycota; Eurotiomycetes; Eurotiales; Aspergillaceae. The transcript is spliced from 2 exons. Bases 1 to 405 code for a protein of 134 amino acids. The record is from RefSeq and is a predicted model, not a curated record.